AUGUCACAUAACGCAAUGGAGCACUUGAAGAGCAAGUUGAGCAAAACAAGCACCUCGACCUACGUUCUCUUGGCCGUGAUUGCUGUCGUAUUUUUGGUUACAAUCAGAAGACCCAAUGGUAGCAAGGGGAAAAGCAGUAAAAAGAGGGCCUCGAAGAAGAACAAGAAAGGCAAGAAUCAAUUUGAGAAGGCGCCAGUUCCUUUGACUUUGGAAGAACAAAUCGACAAUGUGUCGUUGCGGUACGGAAACGAGCUGCAAGGUCGUAGUAAGGAUCUAAUAAAUAGAUUUGAUGCGGAAGAUGAAAAGGAUAUCUAUGAGCGUAACUACUGCAACGAGAUGCUUUUGAAGCUGCUGAUUGAGUUAGACGGCAUUGAUUUGAUCAAUGUGGAUGAGUCCCUAAGAAAGCCGUUGAAGGAAAAAAGGAAAGCCGUCAUAAAGGAAAUCCAGGCUAUGUUGAAAAGUUUAGACUCUCUUAAAUAA
Messenger RNA from Saccharomyces paradoxus, 480 nucleotides. RefSeq names its product Snl1p (gene SNL1). NCBI's taxonomy places the organism in Eukaryota, Fungi, Ascomycota, Saccharomycetes, Saccharomycetales, Saccharomycetaceae. The transcript has a single exon. The record is from RefSeq and is a predicted model, not a curated record. Gene Ontology annotation, molecular function: protein-folding chaperone binding. Bases 1 to 480 code for a protein of 159 amino acids.